UCUUCCAGACACUGACAGCAGCCGGACGCACGCAAGAGAGGGUGGAAAGGAGCCAAAGCGCAGCGAUGGGGUCCCACUUUCUGUUCCAAGCUUGUGUCCUUCUGGGGGCACUCAUGUUCUCCUCAAAAGGUGCCUUGGCCUUGGAGUGCCACAGCUGCGUGGACGUCGGCGAUGGUGGCUGCAGCCCAGAGAAUAUGAAGAAAAUGAAGUGCUCAGGGGCCACCAAGGUGUGCAUGGAAACGGUGGCUGCCGUGCAGUGGAGUCACGGGAAUUUCUUGAUUGGCGAGAAGGGCUGCGGCCUGGGCAUGCCCGGGCAAAACGACAAAGCGGUUGAGCUACACGGCAUCAUCGCCUUCUCCCAGCUGUACCAGUGCAACAGCAGCCGCUGCAACAAUAAACUGGACCUCAAAGCUCUGCAGCUGCAAACCACGGGUAACGAGACUGCAAUGGUUCCGAACGGGGUGGAAUGUUACAGCUGCCAUGGCGAGGAGUGUUCCACGGACAAUGCUACCAUCGUCAAGUGCUACGAUUCCUUCCGGGGUUGUUUCCAUGGCAACAUCACUAUGAGAGCUGGCAAGUUCUCAUUGACCAGGCCCAUCAAGGGUUGUGUUCAGGAUGAGGAGUGCACCAAGGUCACAAGAGGAAGCCCGACCAUCACGCUUGUGGGUUCCUGUUGCUCCGGUAACCUUUGCAAUGUCGACCUCUCCAACAAGACUUACUUCGCUCCCAAGAUUCCACGACUUGCUGUCUUGCCCGAUCAAAGUAACAAUGGCACCACUGAAGAAGCUACCCCUGGGUACAUCCAGGACAGUUUGCCAGCUCCUACUGAUGCCAACAAGGAGACCCCCUCUGUCGCUGGGACCCCAUCCCUGCUUGAUCGCAAUGACCAUGACCACGACCACGAGCAUGACCACGACCAUGACCACGAUCAUGACGCCAACGAUGAAGCAAACUUCUCAGUGAGAAAUGAGUAUUUUCUUAAUGCUGUAAAAGUCGAGGAGCGCAAGCACCAAGAGCAAGCACCGACAACGUAUUCCAAUUCUGUGAGCGGCUUAGGGGGAUCGAUUUUGCUGGUCUUGCUCUUAGCUGGGUUGCUUAUGUGAGGGGAAGAGCGAGGAAACCAGCCUCAUCUCUCAGUUCAGUUCCAACCCAAUCCAUUUUGCUAUGACUUUUUCUCACUCAAAUUAGGCUUUGGCCUACACAGGCUGGGCAUCUUGUUUUGAAACCAGCAUUUUGGCCUCUAACUGGGGGUGGGGGGUGGGGUAGGGUACAAGUUCUACACAACACGUUUAGCCUAUCAGAAGUACAUUUUCAUUCAAGCACCUUCUGCUGCCUUGUUUCCACAGCCGCUCUCUCACAGCAGCUCGGAAAGGAUGACUAAAAUUUGAUACCAAACCAACGGGGCAGAGUCUUGUGUUAUAUAGCUAUGUGUAACAAAACUCAGUUUUGAGUUUACAGAGCAUUGUCAGAUUCCUUUCAUACACUGGGGCUCUGUGCAGGCUCAUUUUCAAGCACCAUCACACUUGGCGCCAACACAACGGCGGCCAUUUUGUUCCUGUCCUUCCAGGUGGUCAUUUUCCUGGGCCAUUUUUGGUGUAGCUUACCAGCUUAGUUCUCUCUGUAUUUGGCUCUGUAUCAAAUUAAAGCUUUAAAGGACAUAUAAUAGAGGAUUUUAGGCUUUGGGGGACUCAGUAAGGGCUGUUAAGGUGGCUUCUGGUGUCUAGAUAUGUCCAGAUGUCCUCUUAGAUAGACUGAUGGACCACCAGGUCACUUUGGAUUUAAUAAGAUGAAGCCUUAAAUCCAGACCGUAAUGUAGAAACUUGCUAGGGGGCAUUGACUCCUCCACAACUCCUCCAAACCUUGGCAGUCAAGCUUUGGUUGCCAACCAAGUGCCAGCUUGCUCUGUCUGGUCUUUAUCAGUAAAGGUGCCUGCUGAUGACUUACACUUUGGUUCAUCAGUAUUCUAGAAAUCAUUGCUAGUGAGAAUUACAGCUAAAGCAAUAUAUAGGUGCUAAUUCUUUUUUCUUUUUUUUACCCAUUUUAUUUUCUCUGUGCUGGUACUUGAGUAUCAAAGGGAUUGAUAGCCCCACAGGAUAUGGCAGACCUUAUCUACAUAGAACAACGAUCUAAAUAUCAAUUGUUGCAAGACAGUAAAGUCCCGAUGACUUUGCCUCAUGAAGAACUUGUGGGAAAUUACUUGCAAAACGAGACAUUUGCUGAUGCUCUAGGAUGCAUGAGGUCAGUUUAGGACUGAAACAAAAUGUCCCAAACAUCGGGUGAACUGUCAAAACAUUUGACAAUUGGUUCUUGAUCCCAAAAUUUAACAUUUGAAUUCUGGAAUCGAAAUUUGAAAUGGAUCUAUUUUGGGGUUUUUUAGCAUCUUCUAAAGGGGAACAUUGCCUGAUUGGUUAAGUGAACGGAUGAUGCGAACUGAAAAUUCGCUGAUUCGGCCACUUGUUUUCUUUCGGAGGCUUUCAAAUAUCUUUUGUAACCAUUUGUAACCAUCAGAUAUCAGAAAUGCCAUCAGAUAUGGACCUGUUUCCCGCGGCAGGUGAAAAUGUAGCUGCUCUUCUACUGUUUUUGUAAAUAGUUUUGGAUUCUACUGUUGCCAAGAUCAGAAACAUCAGGGGGGCAUAAAAUAAAAGUUAUUUAUC
Gekko japonicus is the source of this 2654-nucleotide messenger RNA. Its product is annotated as ly6/PLAUR domain-containing protein 3-like. Gene Ontology annotation, cellular component: plasma membrane. NCBI's taxonomy places the organism in Eukaryota, Metazoa, Chordata, Lepidosauria, Squamata, Gekkonidae. The record is from RefSeq and is a predicted model, not a curated record. The transcript has 5 exons. Bases 66 to 1103 code for a protein of 345 amino acids.